GUCAGCUCGUAGGCUUAGGCGCCUUGCUCCAUGUUUCUCGACUUUCCUCCUAUUUGGCUCAGUCAUACCCCGUCCAUACCCCUUUGGAGUCGCGGCCUCUCUUAUUUUCCAUCGUCUCUUUGGAUUCCGUCCCUUUUCUUUUCCUUUCCGUCGUCUGCAAGAAACCCUUUCUCGUGUACGACCUGUGUCGCACACUGGCAGAGACUUUCCUGCAAGAGAAGCGCCGACACACCCCCUCAAGUAGAGCUUAUCCAGUGAAAUCUCUACUUUUCCAACAAACACCGCCUUGGGCAAAGACAAUCGUAUCGCUUCGCACCCUCCAUCUGCGUCUAUAGCGUCUCUCCCCUCCGACACGUACCGACAGACUGUAACCAUCUUUAACACGCCACCUCCCUAACUUUUUCUCUUUCGUUUUCUGACUGUCCUACCUUUUAUCGGUGACUCGCCGGGAACCAAAGUCAGAGAGCUGCCUCGCGUUGCAACGAAGACACAACAGAGCACAACGGGGCAACCAGCAAUCGUAACACGACAGCAGACGAACGGUACUGCUACUCCCAAGAGAGCUCACAAAGACCCCGCAAGCCUGGAACCCCGAAACGUGGAGAGACAACCGGACCGGGAACAGACGUUGAAAAGUGCUUCAUGUGAUGGUGAGGUGGAAAAGGUGUAGCUUCCCGAUUGCCUUUAGUUCGCCACGAAGCAGCCGAACGGUGCUGUGAUCGCCGCGGAUUGAUCGAAAGCCCGAAAAAGGAUAUAGUGCUAUCAUGUCAGCCUCGACGAGAAAAAGAACUGCUACCGUCAGCUCCGGGAAGUCGUCGCAAAGAGGUCGGAGCAAUGAAAUGCAGGACUUCACCAUGUCGCAGCCCAACAUCAGGCGCUACUUCGAGCCAUGCGUCGCGACAGCGUCUAUGUUCCUGUACGCGCAGGGUUCGUCCAUCGUUUGCUGCCAUCACGAUACUCUCACGAUUGAGAGGAGAUUCUCAAGACAUUCGGACGAGGUCCAGUUGCUUGCAGUCGACACCCAGAGCGAAAUUGGAGCGGGAAGACUGGUUGUGAGUUACGAUGCCGGGCAGACAGCAAUUGUCUGGGAUAUCAUGACGGGUGACGAAGUAGCUCGGUUUGCUUCAUACGAGCAUCUGACGACUGCCGCUUGGAUGCGCAACGGAAAUGUUGCUUUUGGCAACACACAGGGCAACAUUAUUCUAUUCGAGCCCACUACAUCGGAGCAUAUUUCCUCCAGGACGAUUGAUCAGAUCGCAGUGACAGCACUUGCGCCUGCUGCAGACUGUCGGACGUUCGCAAUCGGUUACCAAAACGGCUCUUUGCUGGUCGCAACUCUACAACCGCGGUUCACCAUUCUUCACAACCUAGGCACCUCAAGAGCGCCUUCACCCAUAGUCACGCUUAAUUGGCAUGCCUCUUCAUCUCGUCAGAAAUCAGACAUGUUGGCUUCCCAAACACAAGAUGGUGAUCUGCGAGUCUGGAGCGUCUCCAAGUCAUACAACAGCGACGACCCCGCCAAGGUUGUGAGGAUUCUCAAGCGCACCGACAACUUUCAAGUCGGACCCAACUGGAUGGGUUGGUCGAAGAACGGCCGAAUUAUCCAGUAUUCUGAAUCGGAAACACUUUCGUGGGAUGUCCGUACUAAGCAUGUCACUUGGGACAGUAUCCCAACGCUUGAGCACGUCAGAGGUCUGGCCGUGUACGGUCCCGGCGCCAGCCUCUUCACACUCGGGGCCAACAACACGGUUCAGCAGUUCGAUCUCAACACCCCGUCCAUCAUUGUGGCCAACGUCCAGCAUCCUGCUAACCUGUUGCCACCAUCACCACCGGUCUCGAUUGAGGAACAGCAAGGACAGGAAACUUCGACAACAAUUGUCACCGACUCCGAUACUACAUCUGGGACCAUUGAAAUGGGUAUAUCGGAGAGCGACGAAGAUCACCUAUCUCCAUUCGACCGCAUUGUCGGCCGGAAGGACACGGGCACCCCCAAAGUGGCCGAUCCCUACGAUGCCGACUCGGCAAGCGCGGCCUCUAGCCGCAGCGGGCUUUCUUCGAUCUCAAAAUCCUCCGGAGGAUCUCGGACACCAGGCCGCUACCCUUCAUCAGCUAUCUCGCGGGGUAUGACUGAAAACACUUACAUCUCGGCCGGUUCUUCUUUAAGGUCGUCGGCCGCACCGUACCAGGAAAGAGACAUGUACUCCAUGAGCGGAACCUCAAUGAUGAGUGGCACCUCGAUGUCUUCAUACCGAUCCGGCCGCUCAAAGCCCUCCCGCCUGCGAAAUGAGAUUCUACCAAGCCCAGUCGAUAGCAAGGUUCAGGACCUUUUCAAGUACACCAGGAGCCGACUCAGUGAUAUUCCCUACAAGCACCCGGUCGCUGUUGACAACAGCCGUCUCACCAACGACGACCUGCGCAAGCAAAUGUUGAACACCAUCUUUGGAUGGAACAAGGAGAUCGGGGAUCUGGUCCGGGAGGAGUUGAGCAGACACAACGCCGGUUCGCCCGGUCGCAUCCUACUGAUGAGAUGGCUUGGCGAGAUUGACGCGGAUGUUAUGGCAGCGAACUCGGCCUCUAUGACGUCCUCCGAUUGGAUGUUACUGGCCCUCAGCGGGAUUGGAAGCCAAGCCUCGCAGCGCAAGCUGGGCCGAGCUUAUGUUCAGAGACUAUUGGAAAACGGCGAUCUUCACGCUGCAGCUACCAUUUUGAUUGGGAUGGGUGACCACAACGACGCCAUUGAGAUUUACGUCUCGCACAAGAAGUACAUGGAAGCCCUCAUUCUGACCUGUCUUUUCUAUCCCGCCGUCUGGGAACGACUGUCGGCUAUCAUCAAGAAAUGGGGAGAAUGGGCUGUCAUGCAUGGACAACAGCAGCUAGCAGUCCGGUGUUUCGCUUGUACUGGAGCCGAGCCCGAUGAGCCUUGGACAUCUCCUUCUGCUGCCCAGGUCACCUUCGAAAGCAUCACUGAAAACCUUAACAAGGGCAUUCCCGAGGUGUUGUCGCCGCCAUUGUCGCCCCCUGGCAUCAAUCGCGGACCUCAGAGAAGCAUCGCCAAGACAUCCGCACUGAAGCUCAUCACAUCUUUCGGUGACCAGGCCGGAAAAGUGAAGUUUUUCUCUAAAGGAGAUGGUGAACAGACUCCCAUUGCCGCGGGACCGACUCCUAUUGCGGAUUCUGCUGUCUCCCCUGGCAGCUUCGAUGUGGCCACUGCUUUUAUACGCCCGCCAAACCGCAGUCAGUUCAACACGCCCAAUUCCGCAAGAUCCGGAGCAUCUGGAUUCGGUCGCAAGCGUCUUCCUUCCAUCGGGGAAAUCCCUGGAGACCUGUCUCGCGACCAGUUCCAAGCCGUUGGCGAAGAAUCCCGACGCGCUAUGCAAGUGCGCAUGUCAUCUGCUGAGCAGGACAACCUUGCUGCCGGUCUGUCCUUGCAGAGGGCUGCCACAGCAAGUCCCAUGAUGAUGCGUGACCAGUACAAGAAGAUCACCACGCGUACAAGAGAGCCUCCCCCGCCGUCUCCUGACGCCAGGGUACUCGUCAAAAUGGAGGGCAACAAGGUCCAACGCAAUGGUUCUCGAGACCGCAAGCCGAAGGGUCUUCAUCUCGAACUCGUCGGUCUCAACAAUAUGGCUAAUGAGGUUGCUUCACCCGAACAAUCUGUAGCAUCCUCGACUCGAUUUCACUGGCCCUCUCGACGUCGCGGCCCGGGAUCCGUUACUAGCUCUGUCACAUCUCAAUCAACCACAAGCAGAAGCCUUCGGAGUAACCCUGCUGGCGGGCGGCAAGACUACAUCCACAGUCUCGACACUGCUCAGCGUCUCCAACAGCGCAAACAUCGAAGCCGACAUUCAAGUCGAGAGAGCAGGCGAGACGGUUCCCGUGGCCGCGACAGCGAUCAUGGUCGCAGCCGUAAGAUAGCUUCUCGCGAGGCCUCUGCGGAACGUGGUCGGGCAUCAAGUCGCAACUGGCCCAAGCCGAAGCGCUCACCGACGUCACCCAUUCCAAUGUCGCCUGAGGAUCUCAUCAAUCUGAGCACCCCCAGACUGCUGCCUGAGGUGGUGGACCCUGCUACCGUCAGAAAGUCUAGUAAGAGCAGGAAGGGAACCAGUCGUGCGUCUAGCCGUGGUAGUCAGGGUCGCGCCAAAAGCCCCGAGACCAAACACCGACCUCCUGCACUUGACCUUCGCGGCCGAAGCGCGGACCGAGGCGGUGGAUCUCUUGUUCGGUCGCCCUCAUCGCCGCUUCCCCUUUCAGCCAACCUGAUCCAUUAUCAAGGGUCUGAAGACGAAGAAGACUAUGUCAAGGCCGUGGUCGCACAAGAAAAUUUCAGGAACAGGCACAACAGGAGCACCAGCCAGCAUGGAUCUCGCAAGGCCCUUUCCCCUGAGCUUUCUAAAGAAUUCCCCCGGCGGGACCGAUCUGAGAGCCGCCGCCAAGGAGGUGAUAAUCUUGAUCAGUCCCGUGAUAUUGCGCUCGCCCAGUCAAAGUCACGCGCCGCCUCAACUGAGCGUGCCGGUGACUUAAAGGCCAUGAAGGAUGAAAGACAGCGCAAGAAGGAAGAAGCCGCCCGCGAGCUUGAAGAGCGACGCAAGUCGCUUGCACAGCGUCCAUCGGCACCCGCAAUUCCUCAUCCCAGUAAUAUCCGCAUCGGCAUUGAGCCGUCACCCAGCAUUGUUGAGCUCCCCCCUCGUAGUCAUACUGCGGACUCAGUCCAGAGAAGCAUGUAUGCUCGCAGCAACUCCAACAUUCACAUCGGGCUUCCUGCAACACCCAAGGCCAUGCGUCUAAUUGCCGAGUCUGAAAAGGACAAGAACAACAUCCCGGUGCCCCCAAUUCCAGCGACCUUUGCACAGCGGCAUUCCCCCGUGGCUUCAUCUCAACAGCAGUCUCCUAAGAAAGAGAGGGAGGCCGAGCUCCUUUCACUUCUCCCGCAGACGACUUAUCAACUCCCAUCGUCAGUCUACCAGCCUCCUGCCCGUGACAUAAUGACUCGCAGUCUGUCCGCCCCGUCCAUUCCUCCCGAUGCGCCUUCCCCGAAAGGACCCACCUCUCACAGUAAGGGGUUCUCUCUCGACCCGUCGACAAGAAGAGGUAAUCCAGAAGAGAUCCGCACUGUUGACGACAUGAUCCGCGCCAGGCAGGCCUCCCAGGAGAGCAACAACUACGGUAUCCUGCCGUCGCCGCCGCCGCCUCCCCCGCCGAUGUUGAAGGAGUUGCGACAUCUCGCCAUACCUCCUCCUCCACCACCGGUACCCCUUCCGUACUCUGCUCACAACAACACCGGCGUGUUUGGAUCUGGCAUGAUUGAGAUCGUUGUGGACGAUGACGACCCCACCUCCGCAACCUUCACCGCACCUAUGGACACUGUUAUCCCCGAUCUUGCUUCAUCCACUCCCCCGACUAUCAAGGGCCAUAACCGUGGCCGCAGCUUCAGUGAGCGUGACAGCAGUCUCGCUGGUCGCCUCUCUAAGGCCACCGACCGCUUUCGAUCCGGCAGCCGUCCCCGCAAGGAGCCCUCCAGUCGCUCUCGUGGUCAGGAUGACUACGACUACGCGCCUUACGAGAGCGUGCUCGUGCCAGUGAACUACGGUCGCGAUGGCAUGCGAUCUCCUCUCGCAAUGGCAGCUAAGACGCAGAAAAGUCUGCCCACUGGCCUACACCAGAAUGAGAUGAUCUGAAAAGACCCAACCUCCUGAUCAUCAUUACACUUCACAUGUUCCGAUUCGCUGCAUGGCGACAGGCGUUUCCCGAUGAUUCUUGAUUGCAUUACUUUUGUGAUCAACGGGCAGAACACGAAGACCCUUUGUGGCGCGGUGCAAUCGUUGCUGGCAAGAACAACAAAAGAGAAAAUACUCAUGUUUUGUAUACUUUGAGUCUAUCCUUGAACGAUUUGUCGAGCGCGCAGAGCGAACAUUUUUCUCCUUUUGCCUCUCAUUUCCUCUUCUAAUUAUCACCUCUUGUUUGCCUUCUUGCUUUCUCAAAUGAUGACUGAUGAUGAGCUGCACCUUGGGGUUUCAGAGGACCAGAGCCAAAACCCAAAAUACAUGAGCACACGAUACCUGUGGGAGGCAGUGUACGCGAUGAAUGGAUUGGUCUUGGAGGAAGAUGACUCUUCAAAGCAAUGAAAAGAAAAUACCAAAAGGCGGAGGAUUCCAGGAUGACACUGUCUUGUCCCGAAGCCGAAGGAGAGGGGAUUGGGGAGCGAAAUGGACCGAUCGAAAAGUGCUGAAACGUGUGUUUUACAAUGUUGCCUCGCGGCACCUUUGUUUGUUCAUCUAGUUAAAUGGCUGGGAAUUUUCACGUCUUUCUUUAUUUUAUUUUGUCGCCUGUCCCCAAGACUGCAAGACUUAGGGGUGGUUGACUGCUAUUUCCUCAUGAGUGGGUGGUGGUAUGUAGCUAGCUGCUCGUCGAGAUGGCCGUAUUCAGGCUGAAUAUUGAGACUAAUGCACCACGAUCCCGAGAAUGUGCUUGCGCAUUUGUGAUACGAUAGUAGAAAUACAGGCCCCCGCGAAUAAUCUCAAUGAUUGGCAUGGGACACAAAAACAG
This is a messenger RNA of Colletotrichum destructivum, 6543 nucleotides long. RefSeq names its product Putative WD40/YVTN repeat-like-containing domain superfamily. Gene Ontology annotation, cellular component: nucleus. Gene Ontology annotation, molecular function: transcription factor binding. The record is from RefSeq and is a predicted model, not a curated record. The transcript has 6 exons. Gene Ontology annotation, biological process: positive regulation of transcription by RNA polymerase II. Bases 765 to 5675 code for a protein of 1636 amino acids. Lineage: Eukaryota; Fungi; Ascomycota; Sordariomycetes; Glomerellales; Glomerellaceae.